This is a messenger RNA of Laccaria bicolor S238N-H82, 1080 nucleotides long. Its product is annotated as cysteine and glycine-rich protein. The transcript has 8 exons. Gene Ontology annotation, biological process: actin cytoskeleton organization. The coding region runs from base 1 to 1080 and encodes 359 amino acids. Gene Ontology annotation, cellular component: cytoplasm. The record is from RefSeq and is a predicted model, not a curated record. Lineage: Eukaryota; Fungi; Basidiomycota; Agaricomycetes; Agaricales; Hydnangiaceae.
AUGCAUCCUUUUGGUGGAAUUCCAAUAUGCCCAAGUUGCAAGAAGGCUGUCUAUGCAGCAGAACAGGUAAUGGGACCAGGUAGAAAGUUAUAUCAUAAACCAUGUCUCGCGUGCACAGCGUGUCGAAAGCGACUGGACUCGUUUACCCUACUCGAGCACGACGAACAGCCCUACUGCAAAUCAUGUCACCUCAAGAACUUUGGCACCCGCGACCUUCGGCACGCUAACCUACCAUACGCCCCACCCCCCUUGGACUCUGACUCAUCUCCCGUUUCCUCACCGACACGCCGCAGCUUUUCCCCAGGCCCAAUGCCCAAGCUCAAACCCACCCGUUCUCUGGCAACAAGCCCCAUCUCCCCCACUUUCCGCUCUUCACCUCCCUUCACCUUUCCGGGUCCGAACAACGGGAGCGCCACUAAUGUCUCAGCAUCUGCUGAAGACAACGGCGCCAUCACGGAAGAAGAAGCCGAAGUACAAGACAUGCUGGACACCAAAGCGAAUGACGACGCACAACUAGAAACGGACAACGACGUAUCCUCCCCUUCCUACCCAUCCAACACAGGCCGGCCGGGAAUCGGCACGAUUCCCCGUACGAUCCCCCUCAACCUGAAUAUCGGUACUCCCAAAAGAGGGUAUACACAUCACACCACUCAGAGUCUUGGAUCCAUCGACUUGCCGCUCGCGCGAAGCAACAGCACCGCAGCAGCGGCAGCCACCCUCUUAGAGAGGGAAGGCGGAAAUCUCAGUCCCCUCAAGCGGACGGCUACAGGGACACGCUACGGCGCUGCCCUUGGCGCGGGAGGCGGAAUAGGUGUGCAGCUAACUGGCUCGCCGCGCAAGUGGGGAGCAGGCACACCUAUUUGCCCCCGUUGUGCGAAAAGCGUUUAUUUCGCCGAGCAGGUGAAAGCGGUUGGUAAAACGUGGCACAAGGGUUGUUUGCGGUGCACGGAAUGUGGGACCACCCUUGACUCGAACAAAUUACGCGAUCAUGAUGAGUCUCCAUUUUGCGUAAGGUGUUAUAGCAAGUUACACGGCCCGCAAGGAGGUGGUUAUGCUCUUCUUGGCAAGGCGGGCGGUUGA